This is a messenger RNA of Poeciliopsis prolifica (blackstripe livebearer), 4080 nucleotides long. RefSeq names its product pro-epidermal growth factor-like. Gene Ontology annotation, molecular function: calcium ion binding. Bases 338 to 3589 code for a protein of 1083 amino acids. Lineage: Eukaryota; Metazoa; Chordata; Actinopteri; Cyprinodontiformes; Poeciliidae. The transcript has 22 exons. The record is from RefSeq and is a predicted model, not a curated record.
UUUCAAGCUUUGCUUCCAAAAGAGACAGUCAGAAUCCUGAAAGUGGGGAGAGAGCCAGACCUCACACAGGUUUUUUUUUUUUUUUUCUAAGUGUAAAGCUGCAGAAAGAGUUGCUAUUCUUCCUGAGAGGCCUGCAGUCUUCUCAGAGGGGUCCUGCAUCCCCCAGCAGGACAUCUGCUGGUCGGUGACGCUCUCUCUUGGCUUCAGCGUCGGACAACCAUGCCAAGAACACAGAAGAAAACUUUGCUAAAGUUUUGGGAAUUCUUGUGUGCCAGUGAUGACAGUGGAAAUGCCUGAGUCAAAGUGAGCAGGUGCAGCAGGAACAGAACACAGGAUUAUGCUGGCUGCAAUGAUUAAAACAGCACUGGUCUUCUUUUUGGUGCAAAGCACUGGAAACUUGGCGCUGGGCGCAGCGUGUUGGGAUGAACGCCUUUCAGGAGCGGGAAGAAACAGCAGCUGCACGCCCUCUCAGCCGUUCCUCCUGUUUGGUCAUGGUAAAUCCAUCCAUCGGAUGAGCCUGGGUGGAAAGAACCACAGACGGCUUGUUGCUGGAACAGGAAGCUCCAUCCUUCUCGACUUUCAUUUCAGAGAAGAGAGGCUUUACUGGGCCAACAGGCGCACUGGCAGCAUCUACAAAGCAUCGGUGCAAGGAGCACACAGACAGAAACUGUAUUCAUCUGCCAAAGACAUCUCCGGGCUCACAGUGGACUGGGUUGGGAACGGCGUAUUCUGGACGAGCAGCAUAAAGGGUCAAAUCAAGAAAAUGGAUUUAAAUGGAAAAAAUGAGAGGACAAUUUUAAGACAUUUGUCUCAACCAAAGUUUAUAAAUGUUGAUCCCACUCACAGGUUUUUGUUUUGGCUGUCUGGUGGGUCAGAAAUCCAGCGAUCUGAUCUCUCAGGUGGAAUGAAAAUGACCGUUUUAAAGCUGGAGGAGCAACUUGAGGCUCUUUCUGUUGACCGAGGAGACAAACGGCUGUUCUGGGUCCAGCUUGGUCUCCAAGGAGAGCGAGCCGUCGCCUCCUGCGAUUACAGUGGAAACUCACUGCACAUCGUGGACCUGCCACUUCAGUCUCAAUCACUUGGAAUAUCGGUUUUUCGGGAGAAUGUUUAUUACACUGAUGCUGCAUCCGGCGUUAUAAGAAAAAUAAACAAAUACACUGGAGGACAACCGAUAGACGUUAAUGGAAAACCGAUGGUCAAACCUCCGGUGGACAUAAAGGUGGUCCAUCCAAUCAUCCAGCCAAUGGCAGAUACUUCCUCACUAUUUCCAGGCUGUAAUGACCAAAGCGGAAGCUGUGUGAAUGUGUGUUCCCGUUUAGAGGAGCAAGGGGUUUGCCGGUGCUCUGAAGGCUUUGCUCUCAGUAACCAUGGCACUCACUGUGAAGAUGUGAAUGAAUGUGCCCACUGGAACCACGGCUGCUCUCUUGGCUGUGAAAACAUCCCAGGCUCAUAUUUCUGCACCUGCCCCAAAGGAUACACCCUCCUGCCAGACGGGAAGACAUGUCAAGAAAUAACACCAUGUGGCGGCAUCAUAAAGUGUGGACAUGGUUGCAUACCAACAGAACACGGGGCCUUGUGCGUUUGUCCUGAGGGAUCGGUUCUACAGGAGGAUGGACACACUUGCACCGGUUGCUCUUCAGCAGACAGAGGUGGCUGCAGUCAGCUCUGUUCCUCCAUCACCCCGAGUCGCUGGCAGUGUGGAUGUCUUCCUGGGUACAGGCUCCACCAAGACGGCAAACGCUGCAUUGCAACUGGACCUCCUGCCUUUCUAAUCGUGGCCAAUGUGAUGGAUGUGAGAAGAAUGAACCCAGAUGGGACGGAGGAACAAACUCUAGUGAAGGAACCCAGAGGAACAAUCUUAGCUCUGGACUUUGACCCUGUCCAACACCGUGUCUACUUUGCCAGCAUCAGCCAGAGGACGAUAGAGCGGCUUGAUCUGAACACUGGCUCAAGAGAGGUUCUUGUCUCUGAGAGUUUGGACUCUCCAGAAGGACUGGCAAUCGACUGGGUUCACCACACUAUGUACUGGUCUGAUACAAGGAAGUCAGCCGUUGACUGCAGUACACUAGACGGACUGAAGAGGAAAACUGUUGUGAAAGAAGGGCUGGAAAAGCCCAGAGGAAUUGCGGUUCAUCCCCAAGCAAAGAAGUUAUUCUGGACAGACACCGGCGCUCAGCCUGUGGUGGAAAGCGCCACUCUGGAGGGAAGCAGCCGUGUGAUGGUUGCCAGCACCGGCCUCGUGUCUCCCACCGGUCUGACCAUCGACUUCACUGAUGAUCGACUCUUCUGGUGCGACCAGAUCAGGGGCCUGAUAGAAACAGCAGCUUUGGAUGGUUCUGAUCGACGGGUCCUAAUAGAGAACCAAGUAGGACGACCCUUUGACCUCGCAGUUUUUGAGGACAGACUGUGGAUAUCUGAGUGGGAGCACCAACAGAUAAGGAGCGUCCACAAGCGGACUGGGCAGAAGCUGCAGCGUAUCCAUGGCAGCUUGGCUCAGCCAGCAUCAGUGGUGGUGGUGCAUCCCCUCGCUAAGCCAGGAGCAAAUGCUUGUCUUCACCUGAAUGGAGGUUGUGCUCAGAUGUGUGAAAGCAACCAGGGACUUUCACAUUGCUCCUGUUUGCCUCACUUCACCCUGUCAGCUGAUGGAAAAAGCUGCUUGUCUGUCAGUUCUUCAAAUGUUUCUGCAGAAUCUGGCGAUAAAACCUCCAACCUAACUUCUCUGAAAAACAAAACAUUACAUGAGGAGAGCAUCAUCCCACUGGCGGGUGAUGAUAGGAAGGCUGAAGGUACUGACCCAGCUCUGUUCACAGAAAAGAUGAUUGCAGACCAGAAUGAAUGUUCCUCGCUCCGCUGUGCUGUGAGUGCCAGGUGUGUGCUGGAUGCUGGGAACCCUCUCUGUUUGUGUCAGGAAGGCUUUACAGGUGACGGACAGACAUGUCUGGCACUGGACCGCACUUCGCCGAAGGCAACAUCUCAAACUCCCAUGGAUGUGACGACCCAGCACCACAUCAGCAACUCAGCAGAGAAGUGCCCUCCCAGCCAUGAUGCCUACUGUCUGCACCACGGAGUCUGUUUCUACUUUCCUGAGCUAAAGUCCUAUGCCUGCAACUGUAUCCGAGGCUACUUAGGGGCAAGAUGUCAGUUCAGUGACCUGGAAUGGCUGGAGCUCCAACAGGCUGAGAAGGAGAAGGAGAGAAAUCUGGUCAUUGGAGGCUGCAUGGUGGCGCUCAUUUCCAUCAUUUCCAUCACAGCCUGUAUCACCUACUGUUUCCGAUCUAAGAGACUCGUCCUCAAACAGACCUCAGAGGAUAAUGUGAGUGAGAUCAGCAUGACUGAUGGGAGCAUGUCUGAGACGACCACCACCAGCGUUCCUCGUUUCUUCAUGAUAACAGAAAAUGGUGAGAACAAGGAGGCCAUCCACCCAGAUCCAAGGAGAGCUGCCUGCUCACCAUGUGCUACAGAAACAGCCAUCAAACCUAUGUCUGAACAGCCAACAUCAAUUUUCAAACAUGACAAAGAAUAUGGGAAUUUGAAGCUUCCAGAUGUGACCACAGAGAUUGUCCAGCCUGCUGCCCGACCUGCCGCUUAGCCUGACGCCCAGCCUGAUGCCUAGCCUGAUGCCCAGCCUGAUGCCCAGCCUGCCGCCCAGCCUGCCGCCCAGCCUGAUGCCUAGCCUGAUGCCCAGCCUGACGCCCAGCGCUCGAGUACUUCACCAUCAAACUCAAACACAGACAAUUCUUCAUCUGUCAAACCAGAAACAAAAUAAUACUCCUACGUCACAGUCACCUCCUUCCUAUUUCAGAAGAACCCAAAACAAAGCUGGACCGCUCUGUAGCAUGUAGAAGUAUGAAGAUAUAUUCUAUGAAGUCCAUUAUUCCAUCAGAACCAGGAAGACGGGAUUUUAUCCUGAUUAAAUCUCCAUUCCAUGUGGUUUGCUUUCAGUUCACACAACAGAUAUGAUCCUUUUUUGAAUGUUUGGCAUAAAUUUAUGUGAUUUUGUUAAACUUCAGAUUUCCUCAACUGUGACUCUUGCUAGCUUAAUGUCCAUUAGCAUUUGCAAAAAGAAUGACAUAGUUUCAU